AUGGCCACGGGUGUGAAGAAUGCCCCAAACAACGUGAUCUUCAAGAAGGUCUCCCGGGACAAGUCAGUGACCAUCUACCUAGGGAAGAGGGACUACAUUGACCACGUGGAUAAAGUGGAGCCUGUGGAUGGUGUCGUGCUGGUCGAUCCUGAGCUGGUGAAAGGGAAGAAAGUCUUUGUGACGCUGACGUGUGCGUUCCGCUACGGCCAGGAGGACAUUGACGUCAUCGGCCUGACCUUCCGGAGAGACCUGUACUUCUCCAAGGUGCAAGUUUACCCUCCCGUCAGCACGGCCAAUAAGCCGACCAAGCUGCAAGAGAGCCUGCUGAAGAAGCUGGGGAGCAACGCCUACCCUUUCCUUCUCACGUUUCCUGACUACUUGCCCUGCUCAGUUGCUCUUCAACCAGCUCCUCAAGAUGUAGGCAAGUGCUGCGGAGUGGACUUUGAGGUGAAGGCGUACGCCACAGAAAACACAGAAAUAGAAGAGGAAAAAGUGCCCAAAAAGAGCUCCGUCCGCCUGCUGAUCCGCAAGGUGCAGCACGCCCCUCCCGAGCUGGGCCCCCAGCCCCAGGUGGAGACAGCCUGGCAGUUCUUCAUGUCCGACAAGCCCCUGCACCUGGCCAUCUCCCUCAGCAAGGAGAUCUUUUUCCAUGGCGAGCCAAUUCCUGUGACCGUGACUGUGACCAACAACACGGAGAAGACAGUGAAGAAGAUUAAAGUGCAAGUGGAACAAGUCGCCAACGUGGUCCUGUAUUCGAGUGACUACUAUGUCAAACCUGUAGCCAUGGAGGAGGCCAAUGAAAAAGUGCCACCAAACGGAGUCUUAACGAAGACGCUGACCCUUACCCCCUUGCUGGCUAAUAACCGAGAAAGGCGGGGCAUUGCCCUGGAUGGAAAAAUAAAGCACGAAGAUACGAACUUGGCCUCCAGCACCAUCAUUAAGGAGGGCAUAGACCGAGCAGUGUUGGGCAUCCUGGUGUCUUACCAGAUCAAAGUGAAGCUCACUGUCUCAGGCUUUCUGGGCGACCUCACCUCUAGUGAAGUGGGCACCGACCUGCCGUUCCGCCUCAUGCACCCCCACCCUGUGGAUCCAGGUCAGUCUCUCCGCGCUUCUGGUGGCUCUGAGUGUUCAUUCUUUGUGGGCAUUUGUUCCAAAUGGGCUUCCUCUUCUGGGAAGAGAGGGGCCAGAUGUACAGAACCCGCAGGGGUCAGAUGGCAGGAAGUCUCUGCAUCCAGAGGCAUCCCCCAAAAGGAACUGAUGCUGGCUUUGCCUGCCAAGGACAGAUGUUUGUCUUUCAGCUCAAUGGGGGAGGAUUUGGUCUUUGAGGAGUUUGCUCGCCAGAAUCUGAAAGACGGGGCUGAAAAUGAAGAAGAAAAAAAAGAGGGGCCGGACAACGAUGAAUGAACGGUGUCGGCGGGGAGAUCGCCCCCUCGUAGGAUUGUAGCUCUAGCUCGGGAAGGGACCGUCAAGGUCAUUUAGUGCAACCCCUGCAUUUUACAGAGGAAUAGCUGAGGCCCCACGUUUUCCUUCAGUGUCAUAAAAAGUAGAACAGACUUCAUUAAGCAGAGUUCUAAUCUCCUCUAUUCCUUAAGAGACAAACCCCAUUAAAGAGGCUCCCUAGGUAAACUAAGUCAGCUUCUAGAUCGGACCAAUUAGAGGCUCAGCGUGUGCUCAUUUGAGAGGGAAUAUCUGCAAGAGAACUCAAAGAACUAAACACCAGGAAACAAAUGAUCCAAGGAGUCCAAAGAGCAUCGCUAGGCAAGAAAAUCAAGGUGAGGGAUUUGCUCAAAGUCCCCCCCCCCGCUGCCUCCAGAGCAGCCAUCCAGGCAGCACAGAAAGCAGAAGAGCCGAUCCAAGGGUAGAAGUAGUGUGUCCUGUGUGAGCUCCCUUUCCCCCAAUGCUCAAAUAAAGUUCCAAUAGUGGCUAAAACGCAGGCGGAUUUAUUGACCCGAGGGCCCGGGCUAUUGGAGCUGCCCCAAUGAGACAUUCUGGAGAGUCUGAGCAGCCAUUGUGGGGCAAGAUACGGGGAUGGGAGCCAGCUACAGGUUGAACCUCGGAGGAGGAAGGGGAAACCGAGACCACAGUUUCACUCACAGCUUUAGAAUCCAAACCCCUCAUUUUAUGGGUGGGGAAACUGAGGUUCAGACAGAGAAAAUAACUUACCCAAUGCUCUUCAGGCAAUAAUGGGAUUUGAACCCAGGUCAUAGGACAUAGCUGACCCCAGAGUCAGGGAAACAGAUUCUGACCCAGACACCAUGUGACUGACCCUAGGCAACUCUCCGAGACUCAGAGUCCAUAGGAGCAGCGGUUUCUAAGUCGCUGAGUCCGAUUUUACAGAGAAGGAUCCAGGAGUCAGUGUCCAUAGUCUCCAGUCCCAAGGCACCGAGAGGCCCUGGUGCA
This is a messenger RNA of Antechinus flavipes (yellow-footed antechinus), 2400 nucleotides long. RefSeq names its product S-antigen visual arrestin (gene SAG). The transcript is spliced from 15 exons. Gene Ontology annotation, biological process: G protein-coupled receptor internalization; signal transduction. The coding region runs from base 1 to 1404 and encodes 467 amino acids. The record is from RefSeq and is a predicted model, not a curated record. Gene Ontology annotation, molecular function: G protein-coupled receptor binding. Gene Ontology annotation, cellular component: photoreceptor outer segment; photoreceptor inner segment. NCBI's taxonomy places the organism in Eukaryota, Metazoa, Chordata, Mammalia, Dasyuromorphia, Dasyuridae.